AUGGGUGAGAACCUGAUCUCUACCGUGCUCCGUGCCGACAGGCAAGAUAUUCUUCGAUAUGCUCCGUUUAUGGGGAUUGCCCUUUUGUCAAUUCUAGUUAUUAAUUAUUUUCGAAAUCCUCUGAGGAAUGUCCCUGGUCCAUUUUGGGCCAAAUUCUCGAACCUAUGGCUCGUUUAUCAUACUCGUCAGGGGAGAAUGCACCGUAAGAUCAUUGAGGUGCAUGAGAAGUAUGGGCCGCUGGUUCGACUCGGACCGCACGAAAUCAGCACAGCGGACAUAGAUUCUCUCAGAACCAUUUAUGGCUCAGGCAACGAUUUCCGUAAAAGUGACUGGUACAUGCCUUGGCAAGGCAACCGCAAAUGGGACUUAUUUUCGGAACGUAACGAGAGCAUUCAUCGAGCACAGCGGCGAUUAGUCAGCCAUAUCUAUUCGCUAUCCAAUAUGAAGAAAUUGGAGCCUUAUGUCGACAGCGCUAUCUUAUUCUUGCUCAAAAAACUGGCUUCCAUGGAAGGUGAAAAGAUUGAUGUAGGCAGAUGGACUAGGCUGUUUGCUUUCGAUGUCAUUGGUGAAGUCACGUUUUCCAAGCGUUUCGGUUUUAUGGACGAGGGCAUAGAUGAUGGUGCCUUCACCAUGAUCGAUAACAUCUUGCAGUGCGCUAAUUGGGUGGGACACAUCCCCUGGUUCUACUACCUCAGCAUAUGGCUUGCUCCUAUAAUCGGCAAUCACCUCGCGAUUACCCAACGCCAGGGCAAGCUUCUGCAGAUAUCCCAACAGAAUAUCAAGGAGCGUAAGGAACGAGGAACCGACCGGAAUGACAUGCUUGAACAGCUCUUUGAAGUUCAACGGGAAAAGCCAGACAAAUUGGACGAUAUUUGUGUUGCAUCGAUGGCUGCCAGCAACAUCUUUGCCGGAAGUGACUCAACAUCUGUGUCUAUCUCAGCCUUCCUCUACCACACCCUUCGAAACCCCGAGGUUAAGAAGAAGCUGAUAGACGAGAUCAAUGAACAUGCAGCAAUGAACAACAUUCCGCAUGGUACCGUCUUUGAUCUGGAAAUUAUCAACAACAUGCCUUUCUUGCAAGCGUGUAUGUAUGAGGCUCUUCGCUGCCAUCCAGCUGUGGGAGUCUCCCUCGGCCGAGUCGUGCCCCCAUCUGGACUGCAAAUUGGUGAACAAUUCAUCCCUGGAGGAUCUGGCAUUAGCGCAAAUGCCUGGGUUAUCCAUCAAAACAAGGACAUCUUUGGCGAAGAUGCAGACAAAUUCCGUCCAGAGAGGUGGAUGGAAGAGCCCGACCGUGUUGCCACCAUGAGGCGAAACUUCCUUAGUUUUGGUGCUGGAUCUCGAUACUGUAUUGGACGAAACGUGGGCUGGCUUGAGAUGUCCAAGGCAAGUUGA
Molecule: messenger RNA, 1392 nt
Organism: Talaromyces proteolyticus
Lineage: Eukaryota; Fungi; Ascomycota; Eurotiomycetes; Eurotiales; Trichocomaceae
Product: cytochrome P450 family protein
Exons: 6
Coding region: 1-1392 (463 amino acids)
Molecular function (GO): oxidoreductase activity, acting on paired donors, with incorporation or reduction of molecular oxygen; heme binding; monooxygenase activity
Source: RefSeq, a predicted model, not a curated record